Perognathus longimembris pacificus (Pacific pocket mouse) is the source of this 791-nucleotide messenger RNA. Its product is annotated as IQ domain-containing protein H-like. NCBI's taxonomy places the organism in Eukaryota, Metazoa, Chordata, Mammalia, Rodentia, Heteromyidae. The transcript has 5 exons. The record is from RefSeq and is a predicted model, not a curated record. The coding region runs from base 1 to 534 and encodes 177 amino acids.
AUGGCGCAAGGCACUGAAAACUACGACCCCAUAGGAAACAUCUUACUUCAGAUCCAUGAAGACCUCCAUCAAUUAAAGGAAAAAUUAUCCAGAUACCCAACUGAUGGGAAAACACAAGCUCUAGACAUUCAAAAUCUUGAAACAGCCAUCCGAAGGACUGAAAAAGGGAUAAAAAUGCAUAUUGACAAGUAUUUAGACGUUGUUAACCAUCAUAUGUCACUGACUCCUUUGGAUGCAAACAUGUAUACUCCUAUGGUUUCCAAAGGUUUGGUUCCAAAUGUUGUCGACCAGAAAUCAUUUACUUUCCCUCUGGAAUCGGAGGAUAAACUCUGGCAACCCCAUGCCCGGCAAACUCGGCGCGGUCAACUUCCACUUGUCCCUCCAAAAUCAAAGAGAAAGAUAGGCUUGAAUGUGAAAAUCAUGAAGGAUCCUGAAAACAUCCACCACCGAGCUGCCGUGAAUGCAAACUAUGGAGUCAGUUUGCCACGUAUUAACAAGAGAAAGGCGUAUGUAAGUAAUGAGUUGUUUAAAUGAGGUCUUAAUUUUUUUUUCCAGAAUUAAAAGUCAUUUCCUUAGUAGUAGAGAGAAUGUGGAUUGUAAGACUGUGACCCUUUUGUCCUUGGGCUUUUUUUUUUCCUUUUUUAAUGAAAUGGAGUUUCUUUCAUUCUAUCUAUAAUUAGUAAUGGUGAAGAAAAUAUGCUCAUCCAGAUUUCUCUAUUUUUGGUUGAUAAGCAUAUAUAAUCUAGAGCUAUAAUUUUUACAGAGAGGGAAAUCAUUUUACAAUAACAAGA